Messenger RNA from Aspergillus sclerotioniger CBS 115572, 558 nucleotides. RefSeq lists its product as uncharacterized. The transcript has a single exon. The record is from RefSeq and is a predicted model, not a curated record. NCBI's taxonomy places the organism in Eukaryota, Fungi, Ascomycota, Eurotiomycetes, Eurotiales, Aspergillaceae. The annotation marks the transcript as partial.
AAGAGCUCGCACCUCAUCGUGGUACUGGAGUCUAGUAGCCACAAGGCGAAGCUAAGACGAGCUCACUUUUGUAUAUAGCAUUUCAUUUCUUAUUUCUUUUGUUACUUUCAUUGCAUUCGUUGCUUUGCCUCUUCUACCUGCUCUUCCUCUGUCUCCCCUGCCUUUCCUGCCUUUCCUGCCUACCCUGCCUACCCUGCUUUCCCCUGCCCUGCCCUGCCCUUCACUUCCCUUCCCCUUCCCCUACCCUUCCCAUGCCCAUCCCAUACCAUUCCCUGCUUCCCUGCCUUUCCCUACCCUUUCCCUACCCUUUCCCUACCCUUCCCUGCCCUUCACUUACCCUUCCCUUACCCUUCCCUUGCUUUCUAUUAAUCCAUCUGUGUAUCCCCCUCCCCCGUCUAUUCUUACUCAUUUGGUUCACUUCCCACUGCAUAACGGGUAGUCGAGCCCCCGUGCAUAACAGACUUUUGAGUCCCAUUGCAUAACAGGCAGUCGAACCCCAGUGCAUCGAACCUUCAAACCCCAGCGAAGAGCGGGUGCCCGUGGCUAGCCUGGACCAGC